This is a messenger RNA of Sorghum bicolor (sorghum), 1961 nucleotides long. RefSeq names its product STOREKEEPER protein. Lineage: Eukaryota; Viridiplantae; Streptophyta; Magnoliopsida; Poales; Poaceae. The transcript has a single exon. The record is from RefSeq and is a predicted model, not a curated record. Bases 319 to 1647 code for a protein of 442 amino acids. Gene Ontology annotation, cellular component: nucleus. Gene Ontology annotation, biological process: regulation of DNA-templated transcription.
CCAGGCGGCAACAGCACCAGACUGCGCCGCGCCCUGUCCGCCCGCACUGACACCGAAGAGGGGACGAACUCGGCUGCGGGCCUGCUGCUGCGGCUCACCUCACCGCACCGAACCCCACGCGGCGUCGCUCCGCCCGCCCUAAAAAAUCGGCCAGUACAGGUAGGACCCAACCAAACCCACAAGUCGCUCGACCCCAGCACAGAUAGAGCAUCGCAAUUCACCACCAGCGCGACGAGUUCCUCAGCCGCAGCCGCAGCCGCAGCCGCCGAUCCACCCGGCGUCGAGACCCUAGGCGCGCUUGCUCCCCUCGCCGCCCGCAUGGCACCGAAGCGCCCGGCGGCGGUGGCGGCCUCGGGGUCGGCGUCCGAGGCAUCCGACGCGGAGGCGGACGCGGCCCACCACCAGCCGUCCUCCCCGUCCCCGUCCAAGACGCCGCCGCCCAACCCUAACCCUAAGUCCGCCGCCGCCGGCCCCACCUCGGCGGCGGAGGACUCCACCGCGGCCGGAUCCGACUCCGAGGCCGCCUACGACUCUGACGCGGACCACCGCCCCGCGCCCCGGAAGGCGGCGGCGGCGGCAGCGUCGUCGCCCUCGCGCAAGCCCAGGAGCCCCAGGCCGCGCUCCCGCUCCCGCUCCCCGGACGCCGCCUCGUACUCCGACGUCGCGGCCUCAGACGCCGACCCCACCGCCGGAGACUCCGCCGACGACGACAACGCCUCCCCGCUCGCCCUCCGGCCCCCGCGCCCGUCCCGCGCCGAGGCUGCCGCCAUCAAGCCCCUCAGCUCGCGCCCCAUGGAUCCGCCGCGCCGCUCCAUGGUACCCUCUUUCUCCGAGCCGCGCCCAAAGCGCCCCCGCAGCGCCGCCGUCCCGUCAUCCGUGGAGCAGCUCAAGAGGCCGUCGCGGCUCUGGAGCCUCCGCGACGAGAUCGUCAUCCUGCGGGGCUUGGCCACGUACCGCGCCAAGCGUGGCGUCCUCCCCGGCUCCAUGUAUGACAUUUCUAAGCUCCAUGGACACAUCCAGAGCGAGCUCAGUGUUAAGGUAACUCCAACGCAGCUCAGUGACAAGGUACGACGUCUCAAGCAGAAGUACAACCUACUUUCGUCCCGUGGCAAGAAUGGGCGGGAUCCAGACUUGCCCACCCAGCAUGAACAGAGUGUUUAUGAGAUUGGCAAGAAGGUUUGGGGAACGACUGCUAAUGGUGGAGGAAGUACAGGUGGUGAUGGGUAUGAGAUUGGUGGUGGUGGUGAUGACAGCGAAGAGGACCACGAGAUUGCAGAGAGUGAUGACGAUGUGGAGAGUGGGCGGGAUGAACGCCCCCGCAAGAACAGGAGGGUUAUGCCAAUCGCUAUGGCAAAUGGAAACGGGGCUGGGUUUGGGGCUAUGAAUGCCAAUAGCAGAGGGAAGUUUGAUAUUGAGAAGGGAAAGGAUGCUUAUCCAUACCUUUGGGAGACUGUAGAGGAUCUGUCAAAGGAGCACCCGAAUGGGGUAGCAUUCAAGAAGGCCUUUGAGUUGAUCGAAGGCCCCAAAGCGCGUGGGAUGGAGGAAAAGCUGCGAAAAUUUAGGCUGACAGAGAUCAGACACCAGCUGCGCCGUAUGGAACUGAUGAAGGAGACAGUGAAGAUGGUGCUUGAUGCGCUGGAGGGUUGACUGAAUAAUGAAUGAUCUUCUGGUGGGUGAGUAGUGCAAUGUUCAAAGGAGCAGUCAGUGUCUUCUUUUGUUUCUAGAUACAGUUUCUGUGGCUGAAUUACUUAACUUUUGUGGACAAGGCACACUUGUCUCAGUAAGAAUUUAGGUACAGAACAGGGAGUGAGAGUGAUGGUGUUUCCCUUGUUCUUGGUGGAUCAUAGUAUAUUAUCUGUCUCUUAGGUGCUAACUUUUGAGUUAUAUGGUAUACAGUUUCUAUGUUUAGUUAAGUUUGGUUUGAUGCAUCUGCAUUUUGAAGGUUUUGUUCUAUUUUAUUA